AAAAUGCUUGAGUUUGACAAAGACAAGAAAGUGUUCAUCGGGUGCAUGGCAAGCUCCUUUUUGGCUUAUCAUAUCGCCCGUCAGAUUUACUCCUACAUCAGCGCAAAAUCCCAAGAAUGGGUUCCAAUCGGAGUGGUGAAGGGUCUUCACAUCUACCCAAUCAAGUCCUGCAAGCCUAUUGAUCUUUUUGCUUUCAAAUGCACAAAAACUGGUCCACAGAUGGGGGAACUGGAGGACCGAGCGUUCCUCCUAGUCGAUGAGUCUACUGGAAAAUUCAUCACAGCUCGUCAAAAACCGAAGCUGGUCCAUGUAGCAAGCCAUGUGGAGAAUGAGACCUUGGAAAUUACAGUACCAGGCAAAGAGAAAUUAAUUGUGGAUCUGAAAAAAGCUGUUGCGAAUGGUCGCAUCAUCAGAGCAUCAUUAUUUGAUAACUUGCUUCAAGACGGAUACGACUGUGGCGAUGAAGUUGCAAAGCUGCUAUCCGACUACAUUGAAGAACCAAACUAUCGGCUCAUUUUUUACAAAGAGGGACUUUAUACAGAGAGAACUUGUGUGCCAAAGGAUGAAUGGUGGAAUACACCAGUGCCAAAAAGAAAGGAUGAUUCUGGAUUCACUGACCUCGCUCCCUUCCUGAUUGCUACUGACGCUUCAUUAAACGCACUGAAUGAAAAGUUGGAGAAUAAGGUAACAAUGAAAAACUUCCGACCCUCUAUAUACGUCGAAGGAUGCCUUCCAUGGGAUGAAGACAAAUGGGCAGAGAUUCGAAUCGGAGAUGCACACCUAGAAUGCUUUGCUCCGUGCACUCGCUGUGUUUUGACAACCGUCGACCCAGAAAAAGGAGAGAUGAGCAAGGAAAAUCAACCGCUGAAGAAACUUCGAGAGUUCCGCUUGGCACCAGAAGGAAAAAUGAGAAAGGCCCAUACGGAUAGUCCAGUGUUUGGAGUCUACGCUGGAACUGUCAAAGAAGCUUAUAUCCAUGUUGGACAGACUGUUUAUGUUAGAUAUAAGCCUUCUGUUUUUUGA
Molecule: messenger RNA, 1023 nt
Organism: Caenorhabditis briggsae
Lineage: Eukaryota; Metazoa; Nematoda; Chromadorea; Rhabditida; Rhabditidae
Exons: 6
Molecular function (GO): molybdenum ion binding; pyridoxal phosphate binding; catalytic activity
Source: RefSeq, a predicted model, not a curated record